UCUCCAUCUCUCCAUCUCUCCAUCCCCCUUAAUCGCCCAUCAUGAAGCUCCUCUAUCUCGGUAUCCUCCAAAAUGCCCAAGCCCCCGCCGUGGAGCUGUGCGCCGAGCGCGAGCUCAGCACCUACUCGCGCUUCACCAGGGGCAACAUCAGCGAGUUCAUGACCAUGUUCAGCAAGACGGUGGCGGAGCGGACGAAACAGGGCCAGAGACAGGAUAUCCAAGAGCAAGACUUCACAUUCCACGUCUACGCGCGCACCCAAGGCAUCGCCGGCGUCAUCAUCAGCGACAAUGAGUACCCCUCCCUGGCGGCCCAUCAGGUGCUCUCCAAGAUGCUCGACGAGUUCCUCUCCCUCAACCCCAACGCCGGCUCUUCGCGCGACCCUAUCCCCUUCCCUUCCCUCAAGACCUACAUCCAGUCCUACCAGGACCCCCACCAGGUGGAUAGCAUCCUGAAGAUCCAGAAGGAGCUGGACGAGACCAAGAUCGUUCUCCACAAGACCAUCGAGAGUGUCCUCGAGCGCGGGGAGAAGAUCGACGACCUCGUGUCCAAGUCGGAAGGCCUCAGCGCCCAGUCGAAGAUGUUCUACACCUCUGCGAAGAAGCAGAAUUCGUGCUGCGUGAUUAUGUGAGUGUCCCGCGGACACGGCGAUGAACGACGACGACAACACCACCACCACCAACAACAACGACAACAACGACAACAGCGACAACAUCAACAACAACCACAACCGGGGUGGCUGGGGAACGGGCACAUCAUCUUCUGCGGGGCUUUAUUUGGAAGCGUUCUGUUGCUACAGGCAUUCGUUUGUGGUUCUUGACCUUUUGUGUGACUUGCUUCGAUUUACGGUAGAUUAUAACACCUUAGCCCGAGCAAUGAAGUGGCUUUGCGAUCACGUGAUGCGGUCCGGUGGCUGGGGUGGCGCGGGUGAGGCAGUGUCGGGACAUGCUGUGUCACGUGUGUAUGUGUGCUAAGAAAAGGACGGCCUCGUCACGGCGGUGGAUCCAGAGGGGCCAUCUGCGGCCCUGCGGCCCUGCGAUCCUUAUCUCUGGGAUGCUCGGGGUGAUUGGCCCGCCCGGCUGUAAGUAUCUAAGUGUUAGACUUGGUUAUUGCAAAUCAUGGGGAG
Messenger RNA from Aspergillus heteromorphus CBS 117.55, 1124 nucleotides. RefSeq names its product palmitoyltransferase YKT6. Gene Ontology annotation, biological process: endoplasmic reticulum to Golgi vesicle-mediated transport. Bases 42 to 629 code for a protein of 195 amino acids. Gene Ontology annotation, molecular function: SNAP receptor activity. The transcript is spliced from 4 exons. NCBI's taxonomy places the organism in Eukaryota, Fungi, Ascomycota, Eurotiomycetes, Eurotiales, Aspergillaceae. Gene Ontology annotation, cellular component: membrane; Golgi apparatus. The record is from RefSeq and is a predicted model, not a curated record.